Molecule: messenger RNA, 3708 nt
Organism: Gadus morhua (Atlantic cod)
Lineage: Eukaryota; Metazoa; Chordata; Actinopteri; Gadiformes; Gadidae
Product: zinc finger protein 239-like
Exons: 2
Coding region: 1-1185 (394 amino acids)
Source: RefSeq, a predicted model, not a curated record
AUGCUACUGGCGGUGGACAGCCAUGACACCCUCUUUACAACGUCAGAACCGGAGGCCUUGAGCUCGCUGUCCGUGGACCGCAGCGUGGCCAAGAGCCUGAACUGCAGCGUGCGGUUGGUCCGCCUUGAGGAGCUGACUGGGCAUCGGGGCGGCCGCAAGGGCCGGCCCGGUGUCUUGUGUGGCAAGGUUUUUCCCAAUAAUGACAAUAUGAUCGUCCACAUGAGGACAAAACCCGGCGAGAAGCCGUACGGGUGUGACCAAUGCACGAAGAGCUUCAUUGGGAAAGUACACUUGGAGAUCCACAUGAGGACUCACACCGUAGAGAAGCCCUACAAGUGUGACCAAUGCACAAAGCGCUUCAGUCAAAGUAACGACCUGAAGAGGCACAUGAGGACUCACACCGGCGAGAAACCCUACAAGUGCGAACAAUGCAUGAAGCUCUUCAGUCUGAAAUGUCACUUGAAGAGCCACAUGUGGACUCACACCGGGGAGAAGCCCUACAAGCCCUACAAGUGUGACCAUUGCGCAAUGCGCUUUAAACAAACAUACGCCCUUCAGAUCCACAUUAGGACUCACACCGGGGAGAAGCCCUACAAGUGUGACCAUUGCGCAAAGCGCUUCAGACAGAGAAGCCAGCUUACGGGCCACAUGAGGACUCACACCGGGGAGAAGCCCUACAAGUGUGACCAUUGCACAAAGGGCUUCGGACAUUCAAGCCAUCUUAAAAGCCACAUGAGGACUCACACCGGGGAGAAGCCCUACAAGUGUGACCAAUGCGCAAAGGGCUUCGGAUAUUCAAGCCACCUUAAGAGCCACAUGAGGACUCACACCAGGGAGAAGCCCUACAAGUGUGACCAAUGCGCAAUGCGCUUCGAACAGACAAGCACCCUUCAGAUCCAGAUCCACAUGAGGACUCACACCGGGGAGAAGCUCUACAAGUGUGACCAAUGUACGAAGCUCUUCAUUCGGAAAGACAAGCUGAAGAUCCACAUGACGACUCACACCGGGGAGAAGCCCUUCAACUGUGACCAAUGCGCAAAGCGCUUCAGACAGAGAGGCAGCCUAAAUGUCCACAUGAGGACUCACACCGGAGAGAAGCCCUACAGGUCUGAACAAAUGCACGAAGCUCUUCAGUCAGAAAAGGCACCUGGAGGACCACAUGUGUUAUGUAUUUUAAGCACAUAAGCUGCUCCCACAUAGCCACUAGGAAGCAGGAUCGAACACAAAAGCUGCAUUACCCCCACACAGCCACAAGGGAGCAGGAUCGAACACAAAAGCUGUAAUAUCUACCCCAGCCACAGAAGGCAGCAUCUUUAAGACAGACAAGCUGCAGCUAAGAGCUAGACCACGCCCGCUUCACAUAAGCCACGACUAAUUGGUCCAUUUUCAGCGACCGGACCCAGCGGAGGUCAGAGAAUCAUAGGCGCCCCGCAGAGAGAGUCGGGCCUAAGCCCGGGGCUCGAAGUAGCUCACGGUAUUUCUCUCUGCUAGUGUUGGAUACAAUUCCCUCCCUUUUGUUUCAUAGUUACCAUACCGAAAUACUUAAACAAAUAAAGUGAGUUAAAAGCCACCCGUUUCAAACUACUUUCUACAAGAGCACGACAAUUGCCACAUGAGGACUCACUCCGGGGAGAAGCCCUACAUGGGUGACCAAUGCGCAAGGCGCUUCAGUCAUGGCUCCAAGCUGAAGAUCCACGUGAGGACUCACACCGGGGAGAAGCCCUGCGUGUGUCUACUACCGCCCAGGAGCUCGAACACCUGUGAUCAUGAAAUGCUUUGAAAGGCUGGUCUUUCACCACAUUAAAGAUGAACUGAACUGAAAUAAUAAACAUCGUCAACGUUUUAGUUAUGACCAUUAUAAAAAUAAAAAAAUGACACUUAAACAAUUAUUUAAAAAGUCAACAUAUAGCUUUUUUUUUUAACAACAAAAGAUAAUGCGUCUUUUAGAAUUAGAGCGCCGAUGACGUCACUUGCAUGGUACAACUAGGUCGUUGCUGCAGACACGCGAAUAUCAUAUUCACUCCACGGUUGAAAAUAGUGAUUUUAAUAUGGCUGGUUACGAGUUUGAGCCUAUGAGGGACAUGCCUGUACUGUCCGACUGCCACCCGGUGGAGGGGGAUCAAUUUCAGGCUCCAGCUCCACCUUCGGAUCAUGUGGGUGUGACUGGUGUGCGUGUGGGUGCUGCCGGAGCAUGGACACUGCCAUUGAAUCGGUCUGCUGCCGAGAGGUCCCGGUCAACCUUGACCAUCUAAUGGUGGGAUUAGGUUGCAUAACCAUGCACAGGGCAUUUCGGAUGCUGUGCGGCGAGAGGUUUUGGAAGUGGCCAUGCUCUCUCUACGGGACGUCCGAGCGGAGACACUGGAGCGCCCCAUAAAUAGCAACCAAGUUACAAGGCGAAAACAAUCUUUCCCCCUCCGUUUUCCUUUGAUGCGUUUCAGGAAUAUCUCCGUAAAGACGGACUCAUUGCGGAAACGCAACGAGCUGUACAAACGCUGUAGUACCUACAUAUUCAAGGCGCUUGUUCUCCACAAAAAUAAGAGGAGCGCAUCAAGCCUGCGCGCAUCCAGCCUGCGCGCUGUAUAAAAAGGUUCACGUCGAGGCGGAGAUAGUUGUUUAACCUUUUUAGAUUGAGUAGAAAUACUUUUUAAUGUACAGUUAGUGAUUAAAUAGAUGCGAGGCGGAUUCACGAGUGUCACGUAUACUUUAUGCGGAUGUUGGAGGUUUACUUUCUGGUGGAUGUUGAUGGAUAUUGCACAGAUAAAUCUUACUAUGAAACUACUUCUUCGAGUUUAACUCCCUCUGCAUCGGCAAUCGGGUAGUCGGCGAACAACAGGGUGUGUAGAAAGGGACAUUGGUGGAACUUCUGUUUACUUACCCGCCGUAGUUUAAUUAGCAGCUUGGAAACUUAGAUCUGUGAUAUCGUCGGAGCAAUAGUUUACACACUUUAUGGUCGGAGUUCUAGCUUGUGGAGAUUGACAUGACGGGCUGAUUUACAUCGGAGGGUUGGUCAGUUUUAUGGCUGCCAGCCAUGUAUUAUGGGCUGGUUUCCUAUUCAAAGGUAGCUUGUGGAAAUGUAUGAUUACCCCAGCUGCCUUGGCCCUAUAUAAUUCCUUAAUGAAGCCAGGGCCAGUGCAGUAUGAUCCUCCUGUAGGCCUGGUUGUUUUAUUUUCCGUAGCCAUUUCAGCGAGCCUCAGAGCCUGACUCAUUACCAGCUAUGGCUGCUAGAGCCACAGAGUAGGAGUAGGUUACCAUGCCAGUGACGUAGCUGAUUGUUGAAAUCCAACAUGGCGGCGCCCUGUAACACUUUCACCCCUUCACCGUACAAUUUAAUCCCUUUUAGCCAGUUCAGCCCUUUUUAUUUAUUGUACCAAUGAGAAGGCAGACAAUACAUCUGUUAUAUCAACUAAACUUCAGAUCUCAGCUCAGUUCAUCUUUAAAGCUCGCCUCCCACCCAGCUUUGACCCCCACCAGUUUGCCUAUCGAUCAAAUGGAUCAACGGAGGACGCCAUAGCCAUUGUUCUACAUUGUAUAAUGACAAAGUAUUCUAUUCAAUUCUAUAAACAGGGUUUAUAUCAUUUGUAUAUAAUUGUAUAUAUUAAACUUACGCUUGAUAUUUCGACACUGUCGUUACCUCUACCUUUGUUAUUAGAAAAAGCCUGCAAAGUUCACUUGUGAAAUAGACUGCAAUUAAACCCCACAUUAUACAUG